CUCUCUCUCUCUCUGUGGAUUAACUGCUACAUUUGUUUCCUUCUCGGAGCCGUGAUGUUUCACACGAACUGCCACCGCCGCUGAGGACGUGUGCGGAAUCUGAUUAAAUCGAAGCGAGUUUGCGGUUUCACUCGUCCAUAGCGAGCUGGCUGCGGCUGGGAUGUUCUCCAGCGGGAUGCUGCAGCAGAGCAGCCUGGGAAACAAGCGCUCAAAUAUGGGCAUUACGCGACUCUCCAGCUCACACUUCUUUCCCCCAGGAUCAGAAUCAAGUUCACGAGCCUCGAUAUCUGGCUUGAUUAAGAGCGACUCCCUGAGCUCUAUCAGCUCAGACCCGGAAUACAUCAUGCAGCUUGUCAAUGAUGUCCGGAAAUUCGCAGAUGUGUUGCUUCGCCUCAAGGAAGCGUUUAACUUCAAAGAGCGCCAGGACAGUCUGCACCAGGUGGUUCAUGAGCGUCUGGGCGAGCUGCUGCGUGUGUUGAAGUGUGUGAUCGCUAAACACCCCACACUCAACUCGGUGGACAUCCUCACUGCAGCGGGCACGCUCAUCGCCAAGGUCAAAGGUGUGAACUUCAAGGAGGUGAAUGAGGACAACAAGCGGGAGCUGCUCCGAGAGAUUUACUCGUCCAUAGACACGCUGGCCUUCACCUUCGGCAAUGUAGUGUCCGACUUCCUUAUGGGCGAUGUAGAGAACGGAUCGUCUUUGCGGCUCGCCCCGACCCGCAGGAGCAGGUCGUCAGAGAACCUGUCAGUGGACCUGGGUGGAGACGGUGCAGAGAAGAAUGACCCUCCAGGUCCCGCCUCCCCCCUGCGGGUGCUGGAGCUGGACGAUGUUCUGCGGCGCAGCGAGAGUGGUGUGGAGUCGGCCCUCCUGUACGCCAAAGCCUGGUCCAAAUACACCAAGGAGCUCCUCAACUGGGUGGAGAAACGCCUUAGUAUGGAUGUGGAGUGCGCCAAAAGCCUCGCCAAGAUGGCCGAGUCGGCGAAGACGCUCGCCAGCCAGCAGGACCACAUGCCAUUCCGUGAUAUUUACAUUUCUGCCUUUAAGAACGAUAUUGACUACAGCCAGGUGCUGCUGCACACAGCCUCCGCUCUCCAGGCCAACAAAUUCAUGCAGCCUCUCCUGGCGCGGAAGAACGAGCUGGAUAAACUGAGGAAGGAGAUGAAGGAGCAGUGGCAGCGAGAGCAGAAGAAAGUGCAUGAGGCUGAGAGCGCUCUGAAGAAAGCUCGUCUGCUGAAGGAUCAGAGACAGGACGAGUACGAGCGAGCACGCAGCUCCACCAGCCGGGCGGAGGAGGACCAGCUCGGGACAGGGGGCAAACAGCUGGAGAAGAGACGCAGGCUGGAGGAUGAAGCGCUGCAGAAAGCUGAAGAGGCCAGAGAGCACUACAGACACUGCAUCACCGACGUGAGUGUGAAGAAGCUCGACCUGGCCAACGCGAAGAGCGACAUCCUCGCCCAGAUCCGCGCUCUCGUCUUUCAGUGUGACCUGACGCUCAAAGCGGUGACAGUGAACUGGUUCCAGAUGCAGCAGGCCCAGGCCAUGUCCCUGCCCGUGAAUAACCAGACCCUGUGUGAGAGCGCGAAGCUGUACGAGCCCGGGCAGCGCUACACCGAGUUCGUGAAGAGCCUGGGUCCGGACCGGAACCGGGUCGAGUCGUUCGCCGACCACGUGACCGGGUCUCAGGGCGCCGGCUCUCCUCUCACCAAGAGGUCUCUCAGCACCAGCAUGUCGUCUCAGAUGUCCAUCGUCUCGGGGGACUGUCUCAGCUCGGACGAGGUGGACGCUCUGGCUCAAGGACGCACGGGCAAAAUUGCAGAGAGACGCUCGCACAGCAGCACCGACAUUCACGCUCUUCGGAUCCAGGUUCCCUUUAAACCCUGGACUACGGCGGGGCAGGGAGGUGGCAUGUGCAGCGACUCAGAGAGCGCCGGGGGCAGCAGCGAGUCUCGAUCGAUGGACUCACCUACUGCUAGUCCAGGGGAUUUUAAAAGGAGGCUUCCUAGGACACCGUCCACUGGGACAAUGUCUUCAGCAGACGACCUGGACGAGAGAGAGCCGCCUUCGCCUUCUGAUAACGGUUUGAGCGAGAUGGUGACGGAGACGGCGAGCUCCCCCGGACCUUUCCGGAACACGCAGAUGUCGAAGGCGGCGCAGACCCACAAGCUGCGGAAACUGCGAGCUCCGUCUAAGUGCAGGGAAUGCGACAGUCUGGUGGUGUUUCACGGCGCAGAGUGCGAGGAGUGCUCUCUGGCCUGCCAUAAGAAGUGUUUAGAGACGUUGGCCAUCCAGUGCGGUCAUAAGAAGCUGCAGGGGAAGCUGCACUUGUUUGCUGUGGACUUCGCCCAGGCGGCCAGAAAUAGCCCCGAUGGAAUCCCUUUCAUCAUCAAGAAGUGUACUUCAGAGAUCGAGAACAGGGCUUUGGGUAUUAAGGGAAUUUACAGGGUGAACGGAGCCAAGUCACGUGUCGAGAAGCUGUGCCAGGCUUUCGAGAACGGCAAAGAUUUGGUGGAGCUGUCAGAUCUGUACCCUCACGACAUCAGCAAUGUGCUCAAACUCUACCUGCGCCAGCUUCCCGAGCCUCUCAUCCUCUUCCGUUACUAUAAUGACUUCAUCGGUCUGGCGAAAGAGAGUCAGAGCAUCAUCAUGGAGGAGGUGGAGGCAUCUCGCAGCGGUUCCUCCUCGGAUCCUCGGCAGAUCAGCAUGGAUCUCAAACGCGUUCUCUUCAAAAUAAAGGACCUCCUGAGACAGCUGCCGUCUACACAUCACAAAACCCUGCAGUUCCUGAUGCAGCACCUGCACAGAGUAACAGAGAAAGCAGAUGAGAACAAGAUGACCGCCAGUAACCUCGGCAUCAUCUUCGGCCCGACGCUGAUCAAGCCGCGGCAGACGGACGCCGAGGUGUCGCUCUCGUCGCUGGUGGAUUAUCCGUACCAGGCGCUGAUGGUAGAACUGCUCAUCAGACAUUACGAGUUAAUCUUCGAUUCCCCGCUCAGCCCCGUGGACGGGAACUCGCCUCUGCCUAUCAAAUCCCGCUUCACGCCUCAGGAAAAGGAGCAGCGCCUGAACCGCCACUCCAGAUCCCUGCUGGACAUUAAAGAGCAGCACCACAGCGCUAAGGCCUAUAAAAGGCACUCGUCUGUGAUUCCCUCUACACACCUGCUGGAGGAAGUGAAGGAGGUGAAAGCAAUGCCUGAUGUGACAGAUUUCGCUCCAGCCGAGCCGGAGAACGUGAACGGCGUGCUCUCCUCGAGCGCCCCCGAAGUGCGGAACUCGCCUCGACUUGUUCGUCAGAACCACGUCACCCGAGUGCAGCUUCGGCCACGUCCCAAAACCAGCUCGCGUCCCAUGAGCAUGCCUCCCGAGCGGCUCCUGAACGCCCGCAACUCCACCUCGGAACCCACGGUGCUGAAAGGUCAUGACCCUGCCAUCGAAGAGGUUUCUGAAGAGGAAAAACCCAAAGGCAGAGCUGCUAAUCAUUACAGGAACACAUAUAUAGAUACAAACACUCUGCGCAGGACGUGGGACAAACAAUACAAACACUACGGCAUCACUCCUCGCACAGCCAUGAUCGUGGCCAAGCUCCCUGGAGAGGCGGAAAUAAGUCGCGUUACAGUUUCUUCCCCCUCCACACUACUGCGUAACAGCACUAGCAGUAGCAUCAGCACUAGCAAGACAGACGGUGCCGACUAUAGCCGUGUCCAAAACGCCUUCAGACCGCCACGCACCCUUCAGCCUCCACCGGGGACUUUCUACAAACCGCCAGGGAGCCGGGACAAAACGUUAACCCUGGAUCAAACGUUAGUGGACAAAACGUUAACGCAAGAGGAGACGUUAUCAGAAAACACGUUAGAGGUCGAAAGUGCUACAACGAAAGAGGAUGUGCAGAACAUUAUCACCGUCGAGGACGAGGAAGACGACGAGGACGACGACGAGGUGCAGGAAGGAGCGGAGGAGGAGGAGUUCGGCCUGGAGGUCUCUGUGGAUGAAGAUCCUGCACAAGACCCCCAGGUCAGCCAAAUCCAGACCAAACCAGUUUACCCCAGACUGAGAGCGAGACACAUGCAGGACUUUGAGAACCGCGAAGCCCACUUUGUAUGAGAGCUGUAUGUAUAAGUACAUACUGUAUAAAGACACCUUGAGGACAUGUUUUUUAUACGUAUAUAUAAGCUUUAUAUAUAUAUUAAUAUAUUACUCCUUUUGUUUUGGAGACGGCAGCUUGUGAAAUUGGAACAAGCUCAGGAGCCAGUAUUAAUACAGGAUGCACUUAGCUUUCUUAUGCCACAUCAUUAAAAAAAAAAAAAAAAACAGAAGAACAAAGAAAAGGACCUAAACGAGAGGAGACUUGCAAUCAGAAACGUGUCUGUUAUAAACGGUUUUGAAGACACCGCAAGCAGGACUUCAUUGUGCAAUUUCACUUUAUUUUUUAAUCAUUCUCCGUGUACUGAACAUUUAAUAUAUGCAUGUUACAGUGUAUUGUGUAUCUUUUACACCAAAAACUAUUUCAUCAACCAUUUG
Molecule: messenger RNA, 4516 nt
Organism: Clarias gariepinus (North African catfish)
Lineage: Eukaryota; Metazoa; Chordata; Actinopteri; Siluriformes; Clariidae
Gene: arhgap29a
Product: Rho GTPase activating protein 29a
Exons: 23
Coding region: 161-4099 (1312 amino acids)
Biological process (GO): signal transduction; activation of GTPase activity
Cellular component (GO): cytoplasm
Molecular function (GO): GTPase activator activity
Source: RefSeq, a predicted model, not a curated record